Anarrhichthys ocellatus (wolf-eel) is the source of this 6563-nucleotide messenger RNA. It is a transcript of the gene clmpb, whose product is annotated as CXADR like membrane protein b. NCBI's taxonomy places the organism in Eukaryota, Metazoa, Chordata, Actinopteri, Perciformes, Anarhichadidae. The transcript is spliced from 7 exons. The coding region runs from base 438 to 1610 and encodes 390 amino acids. Gene Ontology annotation, cellular component: membrane; cytoplasmic microtubule; cell surface. The record is from RefSeq and is a predicted model, not a curated record.
CAGACUCUAGAGGUCUCCAUCCUUCAGCAUCCCCUCAUCAUCCACCUAUUCGCCCUCCUCCUCCUCCUCCUCCUCCUCUUUGGCAUUUUGUGCAGCGGAGGAGGAAAGGAGGAGAGACUGCUGAGGAGGAGACAGAGGGGAUCCGGAGACAACACGUCCCACGCCAGAGCCAGACAGCCAGGGAACUUUGAUUUGACGCCAAGUAUCCUGCGAUGGAAAUGACGAUGAAGGGAAAGAGCCACGUUUCUUGUUCUGCUCCUUGGGAGGCUUAGACAGAGAUAUGUCGGGCGUGUUCAACAUAUAGUGUCCUUGGACUCUUACGCUCUCUGAAGAUUUAUUGUCUCUGAUUUCGCUCCUCUAUUCGCUGAUGGUGCCGCUUCGGUCAGCCGAAUGAAUUUGAAGGCAGUCUGAGCGCAUUGUUUCCAGCUCCGUUGCAUAUGGGAUUUCCAGCCGUGAUGUCUGCAAUAUUCCGCUCUUUGUUUCUGGUUCUAUUCAGCCUGCUGUCAGUGGGUGCCCAGACUGAGAUGAAAAAGGUCGUCGGGGACAAUGCCACCUUACCGUGCCACCACCAGUUCCCAUCAUCCAGCUCUCUCGACAUCGAGUGGCUCCUGCAGAAACCAAACUCCAAACAGAAAGUGAUCAUUACAUUCUUUGGGGGCCAGGUGUACACCAAUGAGGCGACGGGCAGCGAGGCCAGCCGGCUGUCCUUCGCUGGGGAGUACCUGGGUGGAGACGCCUCCCUGCUGAUCAGUGACCUGCUGCUGACCGACUCUGGGGAAUACUAUUGUAAAGUCAAGACCGGGGGAAAGUACCACUGGAGCCAGGUCAACCUCAUUGUGCUGGUCAAACCUUCCAAGCCGAGGUGCUGGAUGGAUGGCAAACUCCUGGAGGGCAGUGACGUCAAGCUGAGCUGCAAGUCCAGCGAUGGUUCUGACCCCAUCAACUACAAGUGGGAGCGAGUCCUGGACAAAGGCAAGAGUCUGGGCAAGUUGCCAAACCUGGCACUGAUAGAUCUCAAGAACCCAGAGCUUGUGACUCUGAGGAAUCUCACCAUGGACAGCACAGGAGUCUACAGGUGCACGGCAAGCAAUGACGUGGGAGAGGAAAACUGCACCGUUGAGGUCACAAUGAAACAUGUGAGGGAUGUAGGUAUGGUAGCGGGUGCCGUGGUGGGAAUAUCCCUCGGUGUCCUCAUUGUCAUAUUAAUCAUCUGGCUCGUCUUCCGCAAGAAAGAGAAAAAGAAGUACGAGGAGGAGGAGACUCCAAAUGAGAUCAGGGAGGAUGCGGAGGCUCCCAAGGCCAAGCUAGUGAAGCCCAACUCCCUCUCCUCAUCCCGCUCCGGCAGCUCACGCUCCGGUGCCUCCUCCACCCAGUCCAUGGUGCACAACAGCGCCCAGCGUGGUCACCGCCCCCGCCCACCUGCUGUAGCGGCUCUCAAGGAAAAUGGACAGCCUCCAGGCUUCCCCCAGUCCCCUCCGGCCUACACCACAGUGGUGCCCAAGACCCCCGAGCCCCCUGCCACUCCCAAAUACAACUCCAGGAACACGUCUGGGCCCACACCCCCAACCCUCAUGGUCCCUGCCCAGACCAAGGCCUUUCAGACUGUGUAGGACUGAAAGCCAACCACUUCCUGCAGCCAUGUGAAACUCCCAGCCCAGCCCAAGCCCCCUAGCCCCCUCCCAAAGACUAAGACUCUUCCAUAAACAAAGAAAUGCAACUAGUUAAAAGGAUGUAAUUAAAAGAAUCAAUACUAUAAGUCCAAAAGUACUUUAAAUGAAUGCGUACUUAAAAAGGGAAAAUAAGACAUGCUUGCCCCCUAUUAAAUUACGUAAAACAACAAAACAAAAGAAAAAACAUGACCUGAGAUGCAACGCUGUUUGUGUCUCAUCGCUAAAGGCAGAGCUUUUUUUUUCUGAGUUCCGUCUUGUGGCUUUGGAAGGCACAGGGAAGCACCGUGCGCAGCGAGGUGGAAGGAGCCCCCUACAGUAGUACAGCUUUUAUUUAUAUAUCAAAUCAAAGGGUUUCGGCAUGCAGUGGAGAAAAAGAGGUUAAAAAAACAAACAGAGACAGUAAAGGCAGAAUGAUAAAGUAGAUCCAAACUCGGAGCCAGAUACCAAUACAAGAUGGAUACAAGCGGGACGGAAACAAGGACGAAGAGAACGCAAGCGCGUAAGACAGCUGAUGAUGAUUUUUUUCUCUCUCCGGGAGGAGGGGAGGUGGGGGGCGUGGGGUGAUUCUCUGAUUCAUGUCACCCCGCACCUCCGACUCGCCGCCUCCAGCACCCGCUCUGAAACCACAAACCCCUUUGCCUCCCAUGGGCCGGGCCGAUUGUGCCCAUCCAUGUGGACGGACACAGUGUGCGGCGUGUACAUCAUCUGCCUCAGUGCUCUCUGUCUUCCGUGCUCUCACAACGAAACCCGUGAGAAACCACAGACGGGUCUUUGAGACUGACUCAGCUGGCUCCCAAACAGCUCAUCUGCUUUACCAAUCAGCAGGGGAAACUUCAGGUACACGGAUGUAGCAUUGACAGUGGAGCCAAUCAGUGGAAUUGAUACCCCCCCUCCCACAUCCUGUCUACAUCUAUAGACAUCUUUUUCUGGAACUGAAUAUCUUUCCUGAAUAAUUAAAUAGUAUGUAUUAGGCCUAUAGCGUGUCAAUACUUUACAUAUAGGGGAUAAGCAUCUAUUAGACCAGCUGGACUUGUUUUUCUUUUCUUUUCCUUCCGUUCUCUUGUGUUUCUUCUCUCUAAACAGGUUGUAAAUGGUGACAGACAGCUAUAUGUCCAUUCAUCCAUAUUAAGAAGUGCCACCAAUCCCUAGGAUGGGUCAUUAUUGUUGCUUUUUAUUUUUUACUCUUUUGUUUACCUGCUACAUUUAUGAACUGAAACCAAAAUCUAUCACCGUGAAUGUGUGAUGUACAAAGAUGGUGGAUCCCAUUCUCUUCAGCUCCCUGUAAGGUACUAAAUCAAUAUUCGAGCUAAGGCACAAAGAAUUGACCUUGACGUUCAAUUUUAUAAUUACUAUGUCUGAAUGAAGGGAGCGAGGAGUAUGAGUCUAUAGAUACUUCAAUUGUAUAGGGUGUGUAUGGUAUCAUUGUCAGUACUCUCCCUGGAUCCAUAACAAUGGAGUGGCACUCGAUUGCUGUCUCGCUGAAUCAUCGAGACCUGCUUGGUUAUUGGUCGAGCUGUGCUAUCAGCCAAUUCCCCCUUUGUCGUAUCCUCAGACGGACCCAGUGCAGUUUGAUUGAAAGUAAAAAAAAAAUUAAAAAAAAGGGGGGCAAGUAGCCUAUAUAGUGUGCCUUUGCGAUCCCUCUUCUCUUCUGGUUUCUUUCUUUCUCCUUAUCUUCAGCGCACCAGUGGUUCGGUCUCUGUUCACAUCUAGCUUUGAGGGUCAACAGUAGCAAAUGCUGAGAGGUACAGCUUCACAAAACCUGCCCUAGUAAUAACAGAUGCAGAACUAGGGAGCACCAAGCAGAGUGAAUUAUCCAUGGUGAGAAAGCAAUCCCAUGCCAUGGGACAAUGUACUGUACAUUCUGUAAUCAGUCUUGUUUUAUAUUGUACAUACAGAUAGAUAUACGCACAUGAUGUCAUUUAAUUUAAUAAAUACAGGCGUGUGAGGGGAGAUAUGUCCCUUGCAAAAGAGUCAAAUGGGAAACCCAAAAGUGAAUUUAAACCGUGUGUUUUUUGUACACAUGUUGUGCAAGUAAGUGAAGCCCCUAAUUUGAACCCAAGACCUCUUCACAACUACUGGCCACAUUCUGAUGAGAUAUUGUAUGGAUGUUAUUGAUCCCCGAGGAUCAUUUAUACAGAUUUUUGGUGAACCCAUAACCUCUCCUCAGGCACCAUCACCGGGUCAAAAUGUGGGCGUUGAUCUUGAAUAGCAACUGCCAGAUUAUCAUAAAAAAUCUGCUGCAAGAAUUUCUAGCCAACUAAUAAUAAACAUUUUGGUGAACCUUGACCUUUAGUCUGGCACGCCAUCCAACUCAAAUUUCCACAUGUGCACAAGAUAUAUCAAAUGUACAUUUUGUGAUCCUGUUCAUACUGUCAAAGCAAAUAAGCAGUGUUUAUUUGAAUGAGUCUCAGGACAAACUAAACAUUUGAAGCUCCAUUACUGGUUCAAAGAAGAGCAAAUUGUCAAUAUGGCGAACACUUAUAUUACCUAAUAGCUUGUACUGAAUGUUGCUAUUCUCUCUGGGCCGUUAGUGGGGCUUCGACCUUGUUUCACUUCUGAAACAAAGUUCUCACACUGAAGUAGCGAUGAAGUAAUUCAACCUCAAAAGUUUUUGAAAACCAACAUCUGUCUGAAAAGCACAUGUGGUUUGACUUUCACGCGCGGGGAUUUCACAUGUGACUUGUAACUCUGUAAGGGAAGAUGAGAGAAAAAUGCCUUUUAUAUUCAACCAGAGACAGCGGUUCAUAUUUGAGCAGGGAAGCUACUGUGUGCGCGUGUGUCUGUGUGUGCGUGCUUGCGUGCAUGCAUGCAUGUUUGUGAAUGUGUGCGAGUGUGUCUGUGUGGGUGUGUGCAUGUAAAUUCAGUAUAAGCCCUUGGGCCACACCCACACAUCCUCAUGUUAGCCAUUCAAAGAGUGAGAAGGAUCCAGUCAGGCAAAGUAACCUCUAUCCAAAUUGAUGUGACUGCAGACUGGCAGUGUUUAUUUCAGUAUUCACUGACUUCUAUGCCUGUUGAACUCGGCUUCACAGGCAGCAGUCAUGUUUUUGCUUGCGGGGGUGGUGUCUCGAGACAAAGCACGUCCAUAAUUCAUAAUAUUGUCAGCUCUGGAGGCCACUUGUACGCUCUCUCCUUGCUCUUGCUGUCUCUUAACAUAGAAUGCACUUGGCCCUGGGUGUACUAAAUGGCAUCUCAAGGCACACACAUAUACACACACACACACAAACAAAAUACAAAACAGGUCAAAGUUGUAUAUACACACACACAUAAACAGGUACACGUGGCACAUUCAGGUCCGCACGGAAAAACAGGUGUGUGCUUAAUGCACAUUCACAGUUUGCACAUGCACGCAUGCGCUCUCACACACACACACACACACACACACGGUUUGCACAAACAAAAGCCCAAACAGCAGUCCUUGUUAUUUCUGCUCCUUCAGAAUCAAUUUGAUGGAUUGAAUGUCUGGAGGUAUUACGACUGACUGAUGGAACCAGGAUACCGAAUGCAGCACAGAAAGGGACACUCUACAUCACCCAGGGGACAUGUGCGCCCACACACAAACACACACACACACACACACGUGCAUGCAAACACACAUGCACUCGAAAAUACAAACUCUGCUAUGCAUCUUAACUAUCUGGAUAGCAUACGCUUAAGGACUUUUUCUUACAUGGGAAUGUGCGAGAGUGGUACUGGGAAUCAGGAGAGGUAUAACAGGAUUGAUUUUGGGCCAGGGCUGUAGGCUCUUGCCAUUGAAAUUCCCUCCACCGCCGACGAAAGUAGCAGUGGAGGUGGAGAGGACGGGAUGCAAGUCUUCCAGCUGUUAAAUUCCUCCAAGCUUUUUGAUUUGCUUUCCAGCGACGGCAAGUCUCAGGUGGCAGAUUCCCCAGUUUAUGAGCCCUCGCGUUGCGUCUCUCCUCUCAUGUGUGCAGCUUUGUGGCCUGACAAACUUGCGCUCUUUCCAACAAAUGAAUUUUAACGAGCUUUUGUCACUUCAGCAGAGGGUGGAGGAGGGAAGUCUUAAAGCACCUCAGAGUGUAAGCGGCACAUCCAAUAUCAUUCUUUAAAACAGUAACCAUCAGCACUAUAUAUUGUCUUAUUAUCAACACUCAGAGGUGCAGUAAACAUGAAAUCAUUAAAUGGUUAUCCUGCGUUAUAUGAUAGGAGUGUGAAUCUCAUGUAGCCACUAUGUUUUAUGUUCUAUUAGGCAGUUUUAUUUCUGAUUGAAGCUUUUGAGCAGGGCAAAGUGAUGCUCAGACUUUGUGGUUUGGCCUUGUAUGUCAGUAUAGGGGAAUGUGAUGCAUUGUUACUUUUGAGAGAGGAGAUGGAGGGGCUGUAGUCAACCUCAAGGAAAGAAAGCAAAGGUACCUGCAUGUCAUAGGAGAUUGAGCAGACGAACGGGAAUGCUUUGCUUUGAUGUAACAUAACUGUAUUCGGCUAAAAAUAGGAAAAUAUAAUAAAAAAAACGAAAAAAGAAAAUCUACAAUUGUAAAUAUAUUCACAGAAAAUUUUAUGAAGCUUUAUUUUUGUCUUCUUCUUCAUCUUCAAUUUAUCAUCCAUGUACUUUGCACUUUUUUUGUGUGCUAUGCUCAUCACCGGCCUGUGUGGGAUCUGUGUGGUUGGCUGUUUCUCCUGACUACAUUGUUUGGAUGUCAGGGGGAGACACGCUCAGCGCGGCGUCACUAAAGGGAAAUGUAAGACACUUUUGUUUUCCUUACUCUCAUCCGUUUUUCUGCCGUGGCUUCUCUUUGGAUUUAUAAAACAGUACAGAUUUUUUUUGUUUGUUUGUUCGUUUGAUGAAAACAAUCCAUGUAAAUAUCACAAGUAAAAAAAUGUAUAUUUUUACGACUUCUGAGUUAUUACUCUUUCAUUUGCAAAUAAAAUAUUCAAUGACAA